Molecule: messenger RNA, 1471 nt
Organism: Plodia interpunctella (Indianmeal moth)
Lineage: Eukaryota; Metazoa; Arthropoda; Insecta; Lepidoptera; Pyralidae
Product: acyl-CoA Delta(11) desaturase-like
Exons: 4
Coding region: 102-1148 (348 amino acids)
Biological process (GO): unsaturated fatty acid biosynthetic process
Cellular component (GO): endoplasmic reticulum membrane
Molecular function (GO): stearoyl-CoA 9-desaturase activity; iron ion binding
Source: RefSeq, a predicted model, not a curated record
UUGUGUACUUAUAAGUAGUGAAUGAAAAUAAAAUUGACAAAUACAUUAAAGUAGUUGGUGUGAACGAAUCUGUGCAUCUUCUACCGGUUUCCUUGGACACCAUGGCUCCUCACGCGGAAAGCGAAGCAAAGUUUGAGGAGGAGGCACCGCGGUUCGAGAAGCUGGUGGCGCCCUCUGCCGACUCGUACAAGAUCAGGCCUGACCCCAUCGAGUAUCCCAUCAUGUUGGCAUAUUUCCUCUUCGGCAUCUAUGCGAGCUAUCUCGCCUUGAUAUCCGCUAAAUUAACAACUAUACUUUUUUCACUUUUGAUGGUGAUUCCUGGUAUGAUAGGCGUGACAGCAGGCGUACACCGUCUUUGGUCACAUCGCUCCUACAAGGUCAAGCCUCAACUCGAAAUUUUGCUGACAAUGUUCUAUUUGUUGAGCAACCAGCGGUCCAUCAUCACGUGGGCCCGUAGACACCACCUGCACCACCAGUGCGCGGACACCGACGCCGACCCGCACAAUGCUCAGAGAGGCUUCUGGUUCUCACACUACGGGUGGACGAUGAUGGAACCUCAUCCAGAAGUGAACAAACGCAUAAAAUAUAUGGAUGUUUCAUACCUGUUUAACAAUCCAAUUGUUAAAUUUCAACACGAUUAUUUCGUUCCACUGGUGAUAUUAGUCACUUACGUCAUCCCAGUAUAUAUCCCAACCCUGUGGGGUGAAUCACUGUACGCGUCCUUUAUGGCGAACAUGUUGCGUAUGCAUAUAACUUUACACCUGUCAUGCUGUAUCAACAGCGUCACUCACUUGAUUGGAUACAAACCGAUCGACAUAACAGCUGUCGGCACGCAGACACGGUUAGCGGGAAUAAUGAUAGCAGGCGAGGGAUUCCACAACUACCAUCACGCCUUCCCCUACGACUACAGAGCAUCAGAAUUCGGAGACACCAAAUACAACCUCGGAGCAAUGUUCAUCGAACUCAUGGCUAAAAUCGGAUGGGCCUACGAUUUGAAAGUAACGUCGGAAGAAGUUGUCAAAAACAGAGUAUUGAAAAAAGGUGAUGGAACUGAUCAAUAUUACAUUCCUAAUAAUCCAAAGAAACAAAAAUUCUUUACUACACAAUUUUACAAAAAUAUAAUUACAGGCGAUACACACGAUGAUUAAAACAAUAAAAACAGACAAAACAUAUAGAAUGAUAUACGAGAAAAUUGUCCUAUAACCGUAUGCAAAGUUUUGGCUUUAAAUGAAUUUCUAUAUUUUUGUGGGAUGUAAUGUAACAUUAUUUACCCAGCACUGAGUCUCUUGUAAUGUUGGCGUGUGCGUGGUCUAAAUAAAUGUAUACGGGUGACACGGUGACAGUCAUCUACCAAAAAUCUUGGGAACCACUCAUGUCUGGCCUUUAGGUUUUGUCAUACUAUAACACUAUUUUUUAUGUUUUUAUGAUUGUUUUGCAAAAAAAAUAUGUAUAAUAAAGAAAAUAAAAUCAA